This is a messenger RNA of Alligator sinensis (Chinese alligator), 2645 nucleotides long. It is a transcript of the gene MCEE, whose product is annotated as methylmalonyl-CoA epimerase. Bases 358 to 888 code for a protein of 176 amino acids. Gene Ontology annotation, biological process: L-methylmalonyl-CoA metabolic process. Gene Ontology annotation, cellular component: mitochondrion. Gene Ontology annotation, molecular function: methylmalonyl-CoA epimerase activity. The transcript has 3 exons. The record is from RefSeq and is a predicted model, not a curated record. Lineage: Eukaryota; Metazoa; Chordata; Crocodylia; Alligatoridae.
UCAGGUCCCUUGGGUUGCUUAGCCCGACGUGAGGGACGAUGUAAAUGGGGUUCAAAUUGCCGGGGAGCUCGGGGGGCUGAGCCCCCCGUAAGAGACAAGGUCCCCCUGUAAUAUUUGAAAACCAUAACCCUAACUGGGGUCUCCAAUUUUAUUAGGGCACCUGAUGGGCAACCAGUUUUUUUUGCAGACCCCCCCGAGAGUCACAGCGUCCUUCCAUCCACCCCUGACGGCAGGGACCUGACCAGGGAGGGCUGCUGUCUCCCUGCCAGGUUUCUUCCCAGAACAACUCCGCACCGCGGCGCCCUGUCCGCGGCGGAGGCUGUCGAUAAAGUUGGCUUUGAAUGACCCGCGGCCAAGAUGGCGGCGCCCACGGGCAGAGCGGUGGCUGGCGCGGCGCGUCUUCUUGCCGGGUUGCAAGCUACUUCUUUCUCAAUCAGAACUUCAGCAACAAUUUCCUCAACUGAAAAAGUUCCACAUUCUUUGUGGAAACUUGGCCGUCUCAAUCAUGUAGCAAUUGCAGUCCCUGAUUUAGAAAAGGCCCGAUCUUUGUACAAAGAUGUGCUAGGAGCCCAGGUGAGUGAGACAGUUCCUCUUCCUGAACAUGGUGUCUACACUGUUUUUGUGGAACUGGGAAAUACGAAGCUGGAACUGCUGCACCCUCUUGGAGAGAGAAGUCCAAUUGCAGGCUUUCUGCAGAAAAACAAAGCUGGAGGAAUGCAUCAUGUCUGCAUUGAGGGGGAUGAUAUAACAGCAGCAGUGGCAGAACUGAAGAAAAGAAAGAUCCGAAUAUUGAGUGAAGAGCCCAAAAUAGGUGCACAUGGCAAACCAGUGAUUUUUCUUCACCCUAAAGAUUGCCAUGGAGUACUUGUGGAACUCGAACAAGCAUGAGCUGUGUUACUAAUAGCUGAAACUAUGAAUUAAUUGCAAGCCUCAUUAGAUGGUGUCAGGAAUUGUAAUAUGCCUUUCAAUGAUAAGUCACUGUACUGAAUCUUUUUUUCUUGUUGAUUAGGCAUCUCAGCUCUUGACUAUUGAAACAUAGCAUUGGGUAUAGGAGGAGCCUAAAGCACUGGUAACCUUCAUCAUUUGGGGCUAUAAUUUGUUGUUUUUCUGGUACAGAUCUUAAGAAAUAAUAUUAACAUUUUGCUCAAAUUCCCCUAGACCUGGGCUGACCAUAUGGACAUCCGGGACAUAAUACCGGACACUGCCUCCCCGCCCUUCUCGGCACGCUCACAAAUUGGUAGAGGCAGGGCUGUGUGCUGGGAAGGCAGCAGUGCCUGCCUGACAACCUGCAAGGCCCUCUACACCACUCUGACUCCUGGUCAGACUGUGCCUUGUACGCCUGCAUUUCCAGGAUGCCCAUUGUAAUUUCCAACAGCCAGCAGGGACCAGCCUCAGAAAUCUAGGACUGUCCCAGCUAAAAUGGGACAUGUGGUCACCCUACUUAGACUAUGAAUCUAUAUAGCAACUCAUGAGCUGGGUUGCAUAUAUUAGAUAUAAUGAAUUAUUUUCUGUUGCAUCACAGUUUGUAGCAUAAUCUUACCUCUGUUGCCACAGAAACUGGGUUUAUAGGUCGUUCCACGUAAGUUUUCUCUCUCUUUCAGUGAGGACCCACUUCUCAAUUACAAUAUAUUUCUUAAGGGAAUAUCUGAGCUAGGUCAACAAGGGAACACCCCAUUUUUUUGCUUUUGCUGCCACAAGAGCUAUCUGAGCUUCACAUCGAUUGGUUUAUUCAAAAAAACCUUGCAUUAUUGCUUGGGUUUCUGAGAUUGCUAAGCAACUCUUAUCUAGCAUAACAAUUAGUGCCAAGAAAACAUUCUGUGUAUGUCACAAUGUUGUGGCUUUACAUAUACUAUGUAUGUGAAAAAUCAAGAUUCCUUGAUUUGUUUGAAAUGCACGCUGGAUUACAGAAAUUAAAACUUCAGUUUUGUCAGCUGGUGUACACAGUUAACCUGUGCUGUUUUCUUUUCUUUUCUUCUUAAGUGACCUCCUAUGCCUACACUAAAAAUUGACUAAUCAGAAAAUAUGGGGCAUAUAUGCAAAAGACUAGUGAGUAAUAUUUUCACAUACUAUAUAUUACAGAGUUUGUUUGUUUUUUUGUUUUUCUUCUUGAAGGCAUUUAUGGAAACAGUGCUUAUGAUUUACAAAAAGGCAGCAUAUUAACAGGUCAGUUAAUGAAAAACUUUUGUAUGGAUUUUUAGAUUAUAAAAAAAAUAUAAAACAAAUACCUUGGGCCCUAAUCCUGGAAACAGUUAUGCAUGUCAACUUUCCAUGUUACUCAUUUCCCUGAAAUCAGCAGGACUGAUAUGAAUAUAUUUUUGUUGGAUUGGAGUUAGUAGAUUAAAUUGUUUCUUUCAAUCUCCCAAAGAUCCCAUUUGAUUUUGAUGAAGAUAUCCACUGCCUGUGUAAACAAAGUGAGCAACAGUUAGCCAACCUCUAUUUAAAUUUUUUUGGUAUCACUACCAUAAUCUAUAAAAGUUGCAGAUGGUGGUGUUCAUCCUUUUACAUGUAACCAAAUAAAAACUUUAUAUAAAUCCUUUAAAAAACAGAUUACUUGUUUGUGUUUGUUGCUUGUUUAUUUUACACAGAAUAAAACAUUUCUGAAUUUCAUUCUUUCACUGAGUUCUGCAUAUGCUGCUUGAGCUGUU